AGAUGAAGUGGGGCCAAGGAUGGCACAUGCAAGGCCUCGGGUUCUAUCUCCAGCAUCACAAAAGAGUGAACAGGAGGUAUAAAAGUUCCUUAUUUUCUAGUGGCUUUAAGGCAGGAGGAGAAUAGAAACGAUUUGGAUUUAUUUGUAUGUUUUUGUCUUUCAGUCUUGUGUUUCCCCAUCAUGAUGCUCUUGAUUGUGCAUGAUGGAACAGCUUGCUAGGGAGAAUAGCUCCCCACUGUUGCCUUUUUUCUUUGAGACAACCAAGGAAUUUGUACCCCAGCUACCAAUACUGAGUGGCCUUCACCAUUUGUGCAACAUCUUUGGCUAGAGACUUGGCUUUUUGUCCUGGAAACAAGGGCCUAGCAGACCACUUCAUUGUUCUCCGUCCAUUUGAUUGCUCCAGAAGGUGAAAAUAAGAUUGCUGUGCUUGCCUGCCAGUGGGGUUGUGAAGCCAAAGAAAGAACAAUUCUUAUAGUCUCUGUGGCCUUGACAGGGAGUUGGCUGCUUUGGACUUUUCUCAAGUGAGGAAAACAAGAAUUAAAUUUAAUAUUAAAUAAAAUUCUCCUUUCCCCCUUCCUCUUUUCCUAUCUGUGGCCCACAAAUAAAUAGGCAUAAUCAUCAGCUUUUUUAAGUGACAAGUCUCAGCUUUCUUGUUUCAUUCAUUUGCAAAUUAACAACUUGUAAACCUCUAUCCAGGAGAGUCAUGGCUCAUUGCCCAUGUACAUUAGGCAGCUAAAAGCCUCUCAGUGGAAUGUAUUACUAUUCAAAAUAUUGUGAGUUUGGGAAAAUAUGCUGCAGUUUGACCUCCAUGACCUUACACGUCCUCCUUUGCUGUCUUGACUCUUAGCAGCUGCAGAGAGUAACUCUGUAGGGGCCCCAUCUGUGGGCUAGCCACCCAACGUCAAACAGUUCUUUAGCGUUUAUUUAUAUUCCUGACUUCUCUGAACAACAAGUUAUGGAUUCUCAGGAGCAUUUGAAAUGCUAUUUCUGGUAUGAGAGUGAAUGUUAAGAUGGAAUAAAUAGCUUCUCAGCUAUCUUUGCACUCUUGGAGACAAAAGUCUGACGUGGUUGAUCACACUUUGGAGCCUCCACUAGUGUGCAGAUACUCUUUAGUUGCCCAGAAGGGUUUAACCCAUGAUGGAUUAACACAGAAAUCUUACACUGAAAGGAAGAUUUAGGCAGUACAUUCAAGGUGUUCAGAGAAAGGGGCAGUAACCAUAAACUGAAGAGCUGGCCUGGUGGGAUUUGAGGUCUCAGCAGGUAGGUAGACAGUAGACCAGGUAACCUAUUUCAUAAAGCAUGUAAAAUAGAAGGCCAUGGGAACUUUCCAUUGCUUGGAAGAAAGGUCCCACUUAGUCUUCUUGUUGUCUGCCUAUAUUUUAGUUUGGUUCAAGAAGUAGAAGAGCUGGACAGUGGUAGUAUACACCUUUAAUUCCAGCACUCAGGAGGCAAAGGCCGGCAGAUCUCUGUGAGUUCAAGGCCUGCCUGGUUUACAAGAGCUAGUUCCAGAGCUAGCUCCAAAGCAACACAGAGAAACCCUGACUUAGGGAAAAAAAAAAAAAAGUAGAAGAAAGGACUUUAAAGUUUUUUUGUUAAAUUUUUUAUCUUGAUUUUGUUGGGCUUUUUGGUGUUUUAAGCUAUAACGUAUCAGGAUCUGUUAUCUGGUGUUGGUGAAAGAGAGCAAGACUGGAGAUCUUACCAGAAUGUGCUCCUCUCUGGUUUCAAACUGGGCCUCCAUCCCGUUGACCACCUCCAAGAAAAUGGUCUCUAAUCGGCUAUGAGCCCAGGUUAGGGCUCCAUUUCCCAGACAAGGACCUACUCUACAGAGGUCCACAGGUCUCCACUCAUCCCUACACACACCCUCCCUUAGCCUUGCAUAGGCUGUGAUCUGGGAAACUAAGUUGAGCUGCCUAUAUUCCCACUAGGGAGCUCAUGAAGCCCAGCGAAGCCAUACUAGCUCUUGCUGAGGUCACACAUGUUCUGCGUGUGGCAAUGCACUUAAAGGAACAUGUCAAAGGCUAUGUAGCAGGCCUGAGAAAGUUAACUGCAGACUUAGAGAUAGGAAUGUGGAUGAAUUUGCCAAGACAUGAUUGCCCUUUUAUACUUCAAACAUUAACUGUAUUUUGAUCCUUGUGGACAAGGUAGCCAUUGACUGCUGGGGAAAUUACUUGAUGAGCAAUUGUCAUAGUUUUAUCUGCUUUAAAAAAAAAAAGUUUCUCAGGUUUCAGAGCUCUCUAGGAUAGCCUGUAAAGAGAAGGGAGUACUUAAGAUUGAACCCAGGGCAUGUAAAGAGAAGGGAGUACUUAAGAUUGAACCCAGGGCCUUGUACAUUUGUAGGCAAGUGCUCUUCCACUAAGGUGCAUCCUGUGCUACUGAGAACUUUUUAAAUUUAAAGGUAACUUGGUGUGUAUGUGUCUGUUUCACUGUUCCUCCUAAUUGAUGCAAAAGGAAAUCAGAGUCUUCUUGGAGGAAGGAUGGGCCUCAUGACUGAAACUUUUUUAAAGAGGCAGUGGAUCUUUUCUUUGAGAGCAGUCCCAUUUCCUUUGAGGAGAAAACCUUUAGCAUGCAGUGAUGGCUUGCUGACUCAAGGCCAGCUAUGGAAUGAUUUUGUCUGUCUGUUCCUGAUUUGGGAGGUGACUGAGAAGAGCAGGCUCCAGCCUCUAGCCGGCAGGAAUGUCUUUUUAAACAGUCAGGCAGAUUCCCAGAUUAGAAGGAGUCUGUGCAGCUGAUGUCACUAUUUCCUGAGUAAUUCUGGGUGGUUAUUCACUGUAUCUGGCUGCCAAGGGCCAGAAUCUGUGAAUGAGCCUCAUUAUUAGGACUCCAGGUUGCAGGCAUGGAGGGAAGAACUGAUUGUUGCCACAGUUAAGACGAAGAUUUAAAGACUUGCCACCUACCGAGUCCCAAGGAGGCGGUGGGGAGUUAGGGGGGCUGGCCACGCUCCCUGGGCUGCAUUCUGAGGCCUUUACAGGAUGGCACACAGCCAGGACUGAGACACCGCCCGCAUUGCCAGGGAGGCCGCAGUGCAGUCUGGUGGUGCACAAUCCUAGAGGAAGAGAAGGUGCAGCAAGAAGAACGAAUGAGGAUGGAGUCCAGAAGACAGGCGACUGUAUCCUGGGAUUCUGGAGGGUCUGACGAAGCACCACCCAAGCCCAGCAGACCUGGUUAUCCUAGCCCAAGGUCCAGUGAAGGAUUUUAUCCCAGUCCACAGCACAUGGUCCAGACCAAUCACUACCAGGUCUCUGGCUACCCAGGUUCCCAUGGAAUCCCAGCAAUGGCCGGCAGCAUUUACCCAGGUCAGGCAUCCCUUCUGGACCAGACAGAAUUAUGGAAUCACAGACCUCAGGAGAUGUCCGUGUGGCAGCCCAGUGUGGAGGACUCAGCAGCUUUGGACCUUCGAGGAAUGGGACAGGUGCUUCCUCCUCAUCUGAUGGAAGAGCGGCUAAUCCGGCAGCAGCAGGAAAUGGAAGAGGACCAGCGCUGGCUGGAGAAGGAAGAGCGAUUUCUGAAACCUGAUGUGAGGCUCUCUCGAGGCAGCAUCGACAGGGAGGACGGGAGUUUUCAGGGUCCGACUGGAAACCAACACAUCUAUCAGCCCGUGGGGAAACCAGAUCCUGCAGCUCCACCAAAGAAACCACCACGCCCUGGAGCACCUGGCCACCUAAGCAACCUGGCAAGCAUCAGCAGCUCUGGGGACAGCUACAAUGAGGGUGUCAAGCUUCAGCCCCAGGAAAUCAGCCCCCCUCCCACUGCCAACCUCGACCGGUCCAAUGACAAGGUAUAUGAGAACGUGACGGGCCUAGUGAAAGCUGUCAUUGAGAUGUCCAGCAAAAUCCAGCCAGCUCCUCCGGAGGAAUACGUCCCUAUGGUGAAGGAAGUCGGCCUGGCCCUGCGGACCUUACUGGCCACUGUGGAUGAGACCAUUCCUGUCCUCCCAGCCAGCACACAUCGAGAGAUUGAGAUGGCACAGAAGCUGCUGAACUCUGAUUUGGGUGAGCUCAUCAGCAAGAUGAAGCUGGCUCAGCAGUACGUCAUGACCAGCCUGCAGCAGGAGUACAAGAAGCAGAUGCUGACAGCUGCUCAUGCCCUGGCUGUGGACGCCAAAAAUCUACUUGAUGUUAUUGAUCAAGCAAGACUGAAAAUGCUAGGGCAGACACGACCACACUGAGCCACUGGCCAUUGAACACGGCUUUCUGCCCUUUGGGAGAGCUUCUCUAGCAUUCCACCAGCAGCAAGGAAGUAACCGUGUCCUCCGAAGUCCACACUCACAACUCCAACUGAAUGACAGCUAGCUGAAAGUCUCUCUCUCAUAAGUUUAACCACAGUAUGUGUGGUUUUGAUUUGUUAUUUUUCUAAAUAAUGUUCAGAAAAAGUCUGGAUCCAAAAUGUGGCAUUUUUUUGAGAAUGAAGAUUGUACAUUAAGAAGCUUUUAAAAUAUACUUGGUGUUGGAAUUGGGAUGUGUGCUUCUAGAAGUGGUAAUUCCUACUGACUAUGGCUUAAAGUUGGAAGAGGAGUGUCUUAGGAGGGAGGACUCCCUAAGAGCCCAGAGGCUGGCCAUCCUUCCUGCCAGAGUUCCUGUCCAGGCUGGGAUGCGAUAUGCUAAUCUCAUUUACAGAGAAAGUGCAUAAAAGCUAUAUUUUGAAGACUCAGUGGUUUCAGAAGAAAACUUCUGCCCUCCCUGUCUCUACCUUUUUCUUUCCCGUGAAUACUGAAGCAUUGAGUUGCAAACGAUCUAUAGAACUGACAAAAACUCUUGUCUUUCCUCACCAGAAUUCUGUGCCAGUUUUUUGUAGCAAUGUAAUUUUUCUUGGGAGCAGAAAUGCUUUGUACCAGAGCACUCCCAACUGCAUCAAGAAGUUCCAGAACCAUCCCUGUUCUCCAUUUUUAUAUAAUUUAUAAGAAUGAUUAAAGCCAUGUUGACUCUUACAGCCA
Molecule: messenger RNA, 4930 nt
Organism: Alexandromys fortis (reed vole)
Lineage: Eukaryota; Metazoa; Chordata; Mammalia; Rodentia; Cricetidae
Gene: Ptk2
Product: protein tyrosine kinase 2
Exons: 11
Coding region: 3077-4165 (362 amino acids)
Biological process (GO): signal complex assembly; protein phosphorylation
Cellular component (GO): cytoskeleton; focal adhesion
Molecular function (GO): ATP binding; protein tyrosine kinase activity
Source: RefSeq, a predicted model, not a curated record